GGAUAUUUUUCAUUCCAGUCCCGGAGCUCGGCAGCACCACACAUAAUAUUUCCAAAACAAUAAAAUAUAAAAUAUAUAAAAAAAAAAACAAAAAUACAAAAAAAAAAUAAAUAAAAACCUAAAACAAAAAGUGAUAAAGAUUCGGCCUAAAAAAAAGUUCCAAAAAAGAUAGUCCGUUCGAGAAAAGUUUUUUUUGUUUUUGGAAAAGAAAAAGAAAGUAUAUUUCGGAGAAAGUCGGAAGUGAAAUAUAUAGAAAAGUGCUUUGGAAAGAACGUGACUUGAAAAAAUGGCCUACAGCUCUAGCAUGGCCAAGAGGGCCCUGGCCCUCGAAUACAAACGGCUCCAGGAACAGAUGGUGGAGGGCUUCACCGUGGACCUGAUCGACGAGAACAACCUGUUCGAGUGGGCGGUGGGGAUCUUCGGCCCCCCCGACACCCUGUACGAGGGCGGAUACUUCAAGGCCACCAUGAAGUUCCCCAACGACUACCCCUAUUCGCCGCCGACCCUAUGCUUCCAGACGAAGGUCUGGCAUCCGAACGUCUAUACCAGCGGCACGCUGUGCAUCUCGAUCCUGCACCCGCCGACGGACAACACGAAUAGCGGGGAACUGCCGUGCGAGCGCUGGAAUCCCGCCCAGACCGUCCGGACCAUACUGCUAUCGGUUAUAUCGCUGCUGAACGAGCCGAACACCUCGUCGCCGGCCAAUGUGGAGGCGGCCCUCAUGUACCGCCGCUGGCUGGAGACGAAGGGCGAGGACAAGGAGUACGAGGAGAUAAUACGCCAGCAGGCGCUGGAGUCGAGCGAGGAGGCGCGCCGGCAUGGCAUCAUUGUGCCAAGGACUCGCGAGGAGUACAUCAAGAAUCCGCAGGAGCCCGAGGAGGACGAACUGGAUGAUAGUUUCUUCUACGAUGCUUACAAUCAGGACCUCAUGGAUGAGGAUGAGGAUGAUGAUGAAGAGGAGGACGAUGAUGAAGAUGAGGAGAAUGAAGAGUUCGAGGAGGCACAGCAGCAGUUACUGGAGCAAGAGGAACCGGAGGAGCAGGAGGCAUCAAAGGAUAAAGAGCAACUGACGGAGCUAAAGGAAUCACUGGAGACACUAGAUGUCGCACUCAAUGCCGAGGACAACCGCACACAGGAACUGAAGAAUGCACAGAACACAGAAGACACUCUGCGCUACACUUGCCAACAAAAUGAGGAAAUGGAAAAGAAUGAAAACGAUAUGACUGAGACAGCAGAAUAGUACACUCUACACUACAACUCUACACUCUCCACUCUACAGUCUACACUUUGAGUCAAAUUUUGUUCUCUCUUUUAACGCAAUGAACAAGUUAAUCCGUUAUCAUUGCGAUGCCGCGUUCUUGCUUUUGAGCCAGAACGGGCACACUAAACGCCGAGCUUCGGUAACACUGGAGCAAACAAAAUCAUCACACUCUCAACCAUGUUUUUCGUUAAAAGGACACUACUUUCGGAUCGUAUUCGGCACGUCUGGAGAAGAAUACUGGAGAGCCAUCCAACCUCCCCCCCCCUGAACCUGUUUGUUCGUCGGAAGCCGAAGAAUCCUGUUGUCGCGGAUGCUGAAGAGUUCUAUGUUGCUGCGGAACUUGGAGGCUGAGGCGGCAGCAGUCCGAAGGCCAACGACUGACAUCUGAUCUGGAGAUCUGGAGAGACCUGGUGCUGGAACAUAUGAAGAGUAAUGCUGAUAAAUCUUACUAAACUAUUUGCUGAAAACUGCUGAUAAUUUUCAUACGAACUGAAACACGAGUUGAACUGCAAAGGAGACGAUUACUUAAGUCUACACUUUGGAUCCAAAACUUCCUCUCUUUAGCCAACAAUGGGAAACUACACUCUACUGAUGCGCAAGGCAAGAAUCAAGACACACUAUUCGACCAUUAUGAUAUGAUUUGUUUCAACAACGCACUGAUCCAACCUUUGAUCUUCUCUGUAUCAACGAAACAACGAAGGAACGGAAAACUGAGCACACUAAGCGAUACCCUACACUGAACUGGUUCUAAUCUUAGUUCCAGUAAGACACUACAGAUCAAUGGAGUAUCCUGGGCCACCCCUUUUUUGCAGGAUCUGCCAUUGAAACAGAAGUAAGCGAGCCAAUGAAUCGAUGAUUAAUGAAUCUACACCCACUCACACCCACUUACACCCUGCUCUAUCGCAGAGUUGCUCUGAUAUCUCACACACACACACUCUAAACACUCGAUGGAUCAACAAGAAGCGAGUUAAGAAGGCAACCCAUCUGAAAGCGAACUAUCUGCUGCUAUCUUUUUUACACUGAGCAUUUGUAAUGAUUUUCUAUCUAUGUUUGAAUAUCAAAUCGAAAUAUGUUUGCUAACGAUAAUAAAACACACAAAACACACACAUA
Molecule: messenger RNA, 2371 nt
Organism: Drosophila ananassae
Lineage: Eukaryota; Metazoa; Arthropoda; Insecta; Diptera; Drosophilidae
Product: ubiquitin-conjugating enzyme E2 R2
Exons: 2
Coding region: 287-1240 (317 amino acids)
Biological process (GO): ubiquitin-dependent protein catabolic process; protein polyubiquitination
Molecular function (GO): ubiquitin conjugating enzyme activity
Source: RefSeq, a predicted model, not a curated record